GAAACAAAAAAACCUAUGUUGCAGAAUCAAAUGCUCAAGCCGCGGGACUUGCAGCAGCAACAACAGCAGAGACAGCCCCAACACAAUCAGCAAAUGUCGAUGUCACAAGUUAUGCUACAGAGAGCGGCCCAGCAGCAACAACAGCAACAAAGACGGGAUGGUAAUGGCUCACUUCAGCUCGGAACUUCGGGUAAUUUUAUGGGCAGUGAAAACCAUAUGAGUCAGAGUUCUUCGACUUCAGGUGCCCUGGCUGCAAAGGCAUAUGAAGAUAGGCUAAAGCUUCAUCUUCAGAGGGAUUCCUUAGUUGAUGAUGCUCCUUUGAAGCAUAGUACGGGCCAGAUUUUGGAUCCGAAUCAAGCCUCAGUACUGAAAGCAGCUGCAAUGGGUGGGCACACUGUCGGGCAGACCAUGCAUGGUACCCCCAGGGCUAUUUCUGGAAAUCUACAACAAGCUCAAAUUCGGAAUCAACAGCUGCCUGUAUCCACACAGGACAUGAGAAAUGAGGUGAACUCAAUGAUGAAUGCGAGAGGUAUAGCGCCUGAUGGAUCAUUUGACGGGGUCCAUGGAACAAAUCCCCGUGGUGGCAACUUGACUUUGAAAGGUUGGCCUUUGACUGGCCUUGAUCAAAUCAGAGCAGAGAUUCUUCAGCAACAGAAACCUCUGUUUUCUCCUUCCCAGGCUUUUAGCAACCUCCCAUUGCAACAACAGCUGUUGCUUCAGGCGCAACGGAACUUGACAUCGCCAUCUGCAAGAGAUUUAGAUGUUAGAAAACUGAAAAUGCUUCUUGGCGAUCAGAGCAUGGGCCUUGGAAAGGAUGGCCCACUGAAUUCUGUUGGUGAUGCUGUCCCAAACAUAGGAUCACCAACUCAACUGGGCUGCCCUUCACUGCCUCGUGGAGAUCCUGAAAUGCUACUUAAGCUACAACAGCAACAGCUUCUGAAAAAUAGCCAGCAGGCCACAAACUACCAACAAGACCAGCUUUUGAGUCAGCAUUCUCGGAUUUCAGGCCACCUUCUUCAGCAACCAGAUAAGGCUAUUGGCUCGGUCAAUGUGAUUAUGGAUGGUAACAUGGCCAACACUUUCCAGGGCAGCGAACAGGCGUCAAAGAAUCAAAUGGGAAGGAAAAGGAAACAUCCGGCAUCUUCAUCAGGCCCUGCAAAUAGCUCGGGAACUGCUAAUACGACCGGACCAUCCCCUAGUUCACCAUCAUCCCCUUCAACCAAUCAGACACCGGGAGAGGGUAUGUCUAGGUCUACGUUACCACCUACUGGUAUUGCAUCAAAGUCGAUGCUGAUGUACGGUUCUGAUGGUGUUGGGUCCCUUCCAUCGGCAUCAAAUCAACUAGCCAAUAUGGAGCGUUUCGUAGAUGAUGGAACUUUAGAUGAUAAUGUGGAUUCAUACAUAGCUAACGAUGAUGUUGAACCUAGAGAUGGUGGCAGCAAUACUAGUAUCGGCAAAGGUUUCACAUUUACCGAGUUCCAAAAUAUUUCUGCAAGCACAAGUAAAAUUGAAUGCUGUGAUUUCUCAUCUGAUGGAAAGCUUCUUGCAACCGGUGGCCAUGACAAAAAGGGUGUGUUAUGGUCUACAGACUCGUUUACAAUGAAGUCUACUCUUGAGGAGCAUGUUCAGUGGAUUACAGAUGUCCGUUUUAGUCCUAACGUCUCUCGGCUUGCUACAUCGUCGGCUGAUAAAACUGUCCGGGUCUGGGAUGCUGACAAUCCAGGAUAUUCUCUCCGCACAUUCACGGGACAUUCAACGACUGUCAUGUCAUUGGAUUUCCAUCCGUGUAAAGAGGACCUUCUCUGUUCUUGUGAUAAUAACAGCGAAAUACGGUACUGGAGUAUAAAGAAUGGAAGCUGUGCUGGAGUUUUCAAGGGCGGUGCAACACAGAUGCGGUUUCAACCAGGAGCUGGCAGGAUGCUUGCAGCUGCAGCUGACAAUUAUGCAUCGAUACUUGACGUAGAGACUCAAGUUUGCAGGUGCAAAUUGCAGGGUCACAAGGGCCUCGUGCACUCCGUGUGCUGGGAUCCGUCUGGGGAAUAUCUUGCAACGGUCAGCAACGACAUGAUAAGAGUAUGGUCCAUCGGGUCGUCGAGCAGCAAAGGUGAGUGCAUUCAUGAGCUGAGCUCAAGCGGGAACAAAUUCAACACCUGCGUGUUCCAUCCCACAUAUACUUCCGUGCUGAUUAUCGGUUGCUAUGAGACACUGGAGCUGUGGGACAUGGCCGAGAACAAAACAAUGACGCUGCAUGCCCACGAGAAGCGAGUUUCGGCGUUGGCGGCCUCGAGCAUAACGGGAAUGGUUGCUUCGGCGAGUCAUGAUAAGUUUAUGAAGAUCUGGAAGUGAUUUUUGGGGAGGUUUCAUCAUCUGACUCAGUGCUGUUCUUCACUAACUUGGUUUGGGUAUAUGGGUUUUGGGUUGGGGAUUCUUAGGAGAAGGCAUGCAUCUGAUGAAACUUUUGGAAAAAAAAAAGGUCCCACUAUUAAAUCCUUGUCUAUAAGAUAUUUCUUUUUACGAACAAUACCAGGUUAUGUAGAAGUCCUGCAUUUACAAAUCAAUUUUAUUCAUCUCUUCACGCGA
Tarenaya hassleriana is the source of this 2580-nucleotide messenger RNA. Its product is annotated as transcriptional corepressor LEUNIG-like. Gene Ontology annotation, molecular function: protein binding. The record is from RefSeq and is a predicted model, not a curated record. Gene Ontology annotation, cellular component: nucleus. Lineage: Eukaryota; Viridiplantae; Streptophyta; Magnoliopsida; Brassicales; Cleomaceae. The coding region runs from base 16 to 2346 and encodes 776 amino acids. The transcript is spliced from 15 exons.